AUGAUUCUCUCAUCCACCUCGCGACACAUCCCUGAACUUGACCCACUGCCAUGGCCGCACCCUCCGUGGUUGGACAGGCGUCCUCUUCCGCCAGGAGGGGCCGCUCGUCAGAAGGAAGGAGUGCACGCCCCACCCGUCAGAGGAACAAGGGCGAGGUCAUCCCUUAAGGAGAGGAUUGACGCGGCUGAUGCGAUUGGGGAGGACGAAGUAGUUGUCGAAUUCUUCGGUCAGCUAUGGGCCAUCAAUUCCCCACCGCCGCCGCCGCCGCGCAACCCUAGGGUCCUAGCCACCGCCACUAGAUCGAAUCCUUCCGGUCACCUCUUCUGGAUCCGGAAGGAUUUGUUCGACUCGAAGGAUUUCACCGCCCGGGAUUGCUUCCCCGUUCGCCGAUCUGAUCGUUUCGAUAAGCCGCCGGUGUGCUUCAGUUUUGCGAAGGACGUGUGGAGUGCUGAGAAGGGGAAGCAGACCUACGCCGACGUGCUCAAGGGUUCGAUGGAGGAAGUAGGUCGCUGGGUCUGGCAGCCAGAGCCGCAACGCCCACCACCGCAGCGCCCCCAGAGGCCACCUCCACCAAAUCAGGCAAGGUACCCUCAUCAGCAGAACCAGCAGGCGGGAUGGCAGGAAGGUGCUCGUCAGGCUGCUCAUCCUCAGGGAGAUCCUCGCCCACCACCACCUCGACAGCAGCAGCCGACCCGACAGCAUCCUCCGCCGCCACCACCUCGCCAGCAACAGCUACCGCCACCACCCCGUCAGCAGCCGCAGAGACAGGGGGCUCAGCAGGGCAGGGGGCAAGUCAAAACUGGUGCAGUCACCUUAUCUGAGUUGGAGAAAGAGUUGUCUGAGAUAUAUUGCAAAGAAUGGCUAUGGCAGAUUAGAGAGCUUGAGCCAGGCAGCUUUCUGGUGAGAUUCCCUCCACACAAGAGGGUGGCUGAUAUCAAGAACUACCCUUCCUUUAACCUCAGAAAGGAGGGAGUUCAAGUUGAGGUCCUAGAAUGGUCUAGGGAUUUGCCACCAUACAGUGUGUUACAAGAUGUUUGGGUUCAAAUGAGAGGCAUUCCCCCCAAAAGGUGCCAUUGGAGAGUCUUUGCUCAGAUUGCUUCAAGCUUUGGAUUGAUGGUCGAAGUUGAUUGGUCUUCUAUCUUCAAGUCAUUCUAUGAAAUGGUUAGGAUCAAGGUUACUUGCAAGGAUGCCCUCAAGAUUCCUUCAGAAAGGCUAUAUGAGAUGAACAAGGAGAUUUUUCGGGUCUCUUUUGUGGUUGAGCAUGAGGGGGGUGAGGAGCAGCAGGGAGAAAAGGAGGAUGGUGGUGAUGGUGAUGAUAAAGGUAACGGCAAUGAUGAGGAGGCUGAUGAUUUCAAUGAUGAUGAUGAUGAUGGGGUUGAAAAAGCACCGCCUGAGGAAUUUCAAAUUGGACAAACCUCUGGCACAAAGACUCCAAUCUCUAAACAAAACAAGAAUACUGGAUACAAGACAGUUGUUGAUGCUGUUAUCCCGGGUGUUAUGAAUCAGGAAAAGCAACUGAUUGCUCUCAUGGGGAACCUGGAAAGUAAAGUAUCUGCUGCUGAAGCAAAUAAGGAUCAGGCUACAACUUCUGGUUGUAAGACUGCCGGGGAAUGUUCUGGAGUGAAAGAUAGUUCUGGAUGCUCGGAGUUGACUCCAGAUCCAAAGACGGAUAAGUUCGUAACAGAGGUAAUUGCAAAGGAGUUAACUCCUAUAAUUGUUGACACAGGGAAAGAUGCUGCUAGUAUGGAGGCUCACAAGGUUGUUGACAACUGGGAAACACCAGAACUGGAGCAGAGGAUUGACUCCGACUGUUAUAUAGUGGGAAAUAAGUUUCAUAGUCUUAUCAAUGAUGAGUCUCACCACUCCAAAUGGGAGGAAUUCAGGAACCUGGCAAGAGAAGGCGUCUCUGAUGAAUGCUCUAGGCUGCUUAAGAAAAUGGAAUUGGAGGACUCUGAUGAAGAAUAUGAUUUGCUGGAUGAUGGUAUGGAUGAAGGGACACAGGAAGAUGCUAAUCUCUCUCUGGCUGACUUGGGACUGAUACAGGACAAGGGUGAGACUAUAUCUAAUAUUCAAGAUGAAGCUAAGAAAAAUCAGAAAAGAAAACCAAGAUGGGGGCCUAUAGAGAGAAUUCCAAGACCAAGGAGAGGCCAAGAUGAUGGCCGCACUGUUCUGCAAAAAGCUCAAGAUCUGAAAGCAGAUAGGAACUUGGAAAAAGGUAAACCACCCAAGUCUUUUGCUUUUGAAAGCAAUUCAGAUUUACUCUACAAAGCUCAAUGCGUGAAUAUUAGCCUUGGUAGUGAUGCUAUUGCAGCUAAUAAAGUUAUUGAUAACUUGAAAAAUAAAGAGAUGCUUACUUGUGAACAAUUUAAAGAAGAUAACCCUGAGGUUAAUCUUCCUAGUAAUUUGGAUUUAGAAGAAUUAGUUUCUGAAUUUCCACCUUUGAAUGGUGUUGUUCAAACACCUAGAAAAGAGAAUGAUGCACUGGUUGACCAGUCUUGGGCCCUAGUUGUCUCUACAGGCAAAGGCCCACAAAAUAAUCAGAUAGUUAACAAUGAUAGGAGCAUUUUGGAAUAUGAGAGGAAAUUUGAAGUGAUAGCUUGGAGAAUUGGAAAAUAUAGUGUGGCUGGUAUUAUUAGAAAUUGUCAGGAUAGUUUUGUUUGGAAAAUAGUGGUGGUUUAUGGCUCCCCUUAUGAGGAAGGAAAGUUGGAUUUCUUAGCUGAACUAGAAAGACUCCUAGUUAACUGGGAUGGUCCAACUGUGCUAGGAGGUGAUGUUAGUAUCAAUCACAGCUAA
Molecule: messenger RNA, 2793 nt
Organism: Miscanthus lutarioriparius
Lineage: Eukaryota; Viridiplantae; Streptophyta; Magnoliopsida; Poales; Poaceae
Source: the annotation of a GenBank genome assembly